Molecule: messenger RNA, 1463 nt
Organism: Sapajus apella (tufted capuchin)
Lineage: Eukaryota; Metazoa; Chordata; Mammalia; Primates; Cebidae
Gene: SPESP1
Product: sperm equatorial segment protein 1
Exons: 2
Coding region: 171-1280 (369 amino acids)
Biological process (GO): acrosome reaction; fusion of sperm to egg plasma membrane involved in single fertilization
Cellular component (GO): acrosomal vesicle
Source: RefSeq, a predicted model, not a curated record
CCUCUCCCUCACCCCGCUGCGCUUGCGCGCUGGGCACAACGGUUGCGGGGCGUCCCAGGGCCUGAGGCAGGACGGUCCGCCGCUGACACCUCUCCUUUCGGCUCUGAGGUUCCCAGCCUGGUGGCCUCGGGACGUUCCGGUCGCAUGGCGGAGUGCUGUGGACGACGCCCAUGGAGCCCUUAGUCCUUCUAGUUGCGCUGUUGCUAUGGCCUUCGUCUCUGCGGGCUUAUCCGAGCAUAACUAUGACACCUGAUGAAGAGCAAAACUUGAAUCAUUAUAUACAAGCUUUAGAGAACCUGAUACUAAGUGUUCCCACUAGGGAGCCAGGUCGUGAGAAAAAAUCUAAUUCUCCAAAACAUGUUUAUUCUGUAAGAUCGAAGGGAUCAAAAUUUAAGGAGAUAAUUACACAUGGAGACACUUCAACUGAGAAUGAUGGUUUAAUCAAUCCUAUGGGUGAAGAAACUACUACUUUCCCUACUAGAGGCUUCACACCAGAAACAGGAAGGAAAAAACACAUGGAAAGUACCCCAUUCUGGUCGAUCAAACCAAACAAUGUUUCCAUUGUUUUACGCACAGAGGAACCUUAUAUUGAAAAUGAAGAGCCAGAGCCAGAGCCAGAGCCGGAGCCAACUGCCAGACAAACUAAGGCACCAAAAACAUUGCCAGUUGUUACUGAAUCGUCUACAAGUCCAUAUUUCACCUCAUGCGAAUCACCUGUCACCUCUUUUUAUAGGAGCACGGGAAUUGAGAUGUCUACAGAAUCAGAAGAUGUUCCUCAGCUCUCUGGUGAAACUGCAGUAGAAAAACCGGAAGAACCAACAUUUGGAAGACACCCACAGAGUUGGAAUAAUGAUGACAUUUUGAAAAAAAUUUUAGAUAUUAAUUCACGAGUGCAACAGGCACUUAGUGACACCAGCAAACCAGAAUAUAGAGAAGAUAUUCAAGCCUCUAAAGAUUACCUAAAACGAAGCCUUGCUCUAGCAGCAGCAGCAGAACAUAAAUUAAAAACAAUGUAUAAAUCCCAGUUAUUGUCACUAGGACAAACGAGUAAUAAAAUUGAUGACAUUGAAACUGUUAUUAACAUGCUGUAUAAUUCUAGAUUUAAGCUCUAUGAAUAUUUAGAUAUUAAAUGUGUUCCACCGGAGAUGAGAGAAAAAGCUGCUACAGUAUUCAAUACAUUAAAAAAUAUAUUAUGUGUAGAUCAAGGGGAGACUCAAAGUCUUAUUAAAAAGUUAUUAAACAAUAAUAUAAAAAUUUUAAACCUACUUGAUAUUCCAUGACAAAGUUGAUUUAAACAAACUGCAUUUUUUCCACAGGAGAAAUAAGCAUAUUAGUAAUUUCAAAAUUUGUAUAAAAAUAUUUUCUAUUGUAGUUCAAUGUGACAACAUCUUUAUGUGUCAUGUGUUAUGAACAAUUUUCAUAUGCACUAAAAACCUAAUUUAAAAUAAAAUUUUGGUUCAGGA